Clunio marinus is the source of this 237-nucleotide messenger RNA. The record is from the annotation of a GenBank genome assembly. NCBI's taxonomy places the organism in Eukaryota, Metazoa, Arthropoda, Insecta, Diptera, Chironomidae.
AUGAAAAGAAAGACGGACGGAUGGGUGACAUGUGAAUGUGUUAGUGGCUUUUUGAUUGUGUUACCUUCACGUAGCACACUAACGCAAAAACAUCAAAUAUUGAAAUUAGCUUAUCAAAAUAUUUGCAAAAAAUGUUGGUUAUUCGUUCUUCUUUGGUUAUUUUUUUCGGAAAAAAAGGGUAAACUGAGGCAGAUAGUAGGGAAUAGAUGUUCAGCAUACGUGCUUGCUUCUCGGUAG